AUGGCGAUGGACCCGCCAGCGCAGGUCUUGGUGGCACAGGAAGCGGAGAACGAGUUGUUCGUGAAGAGCGCGAAGCCUUGGCGGUCAUGUCGCGCCAAGGCUUUUGAAAGACAAUUCUUUGGUUGUUUUUGUUGCUAUUUUGUGGCCAACCUUUGCUUGAAUCUCAUGGCCGUACUUUGCAGCAUGCAAGGUGCUGGGCGGAUUCCAUGGGGCGAACUUGAGGUGGCGCAGGUUGCGCGCGGCAUUGUUCGUGAGCUGCCCUUGACGGCGGUUGAGCUGUUGGAGAGAGGUGAGUGGAAAGGUGGCAACAUCAUUGCCGUUGACUCGGCCUUGCAGCGGGCGAAUGCAGCUGAGUGUGCCACCAAUUUCCAUUACCUGAAACCGGUUUUGGAACACUCGCCGGACAAAGUGCCCAGUGGCUAUUUCCUCACGGACGUCUUUCUCUACGUCGACUUGAUCUUCAAAGGGAACCUGCUGGUUAACCCGAGCCCGGACCAGCAGAAGGACAAAAUGACCAUUGCAGCUGAGGAAGCUGUGAAGCUGAAGCGGCUCGUGAGUACGAUUCGUGGACUCUGGCGCUCAUCAGAGACAGGGAACCAUCCCAGGGUAUCAGAACUCAAAUCGAUGCUGCGCCCAAGCCCCCGAAAGGUCACUGUGGUUUGA
This is a messenger RNA of Durusdinium trenchii, 663 nucleotides long. Lineage: Eukaryota; Dinophyceae; Suessiales; Symbiodiniaceae. The record is from the annotation of a GenBank genome assembly.